AUGACAGUGCAAGAAAGAAACAAAAGCCAGAUAUCAAAACAACGAAGAAUGCCUUCUCUCCUUUCAUUUCCAGCUUUCACAUCUCUCUCUCUUUCCUUACUUCUCACCAUUUCAAUCUCUCUACAGAUUCCUCCAUCAAAGAAAACCUUCAUAGUUCUUGUGGAUUCAGAUUCCAAACCUUCUCCUUUCAUUUCUCACCAUCACUGGUAUUCUUCUCUGAUCUCUCCUCCACCUCCUCCUUUCAUUCAUAUCUACACCACUCUCUUUCAUGGAUUCUCAGCUAAUCUGGCCUCCCACCAAUCAGACCAUAUCAAAAAAUCACCUGGGGUCCUCGCCAUCUUCCCUGACUCAAUCCUCAACCUCCACACCACACGAUCUCCAGGCUUCCUGGGCCUCAACAAUCCCAACUCUUCAAUAUCAAGAUUAUCCAACGGUGGGGAUGAUACCAUCAUUGGAAUUCUCGAUACCGGAAUCUGGCCAGAGAGGAAGAGCUUCACCGACUACGGCAUGGGGCCUAUGCCACCACGCUGGCGUGGGGAAUGCAUGGAAGGUAACCGGUUCAACCGGUCAAGCUGCAACCGGAAGCUGAUAGGCGCGAGGUUCUUCGCAGGAGGAUACAAUGCAUCACCGGUGGGGCCCGUUAAUGAUACGGCCGAGUUCCGGUCACCGAGAGAUUCAAAUGGGCAUGGGACCCAUGUCGCAUCCAUCGCUGCUGGGGCCCACGUCGCUGGAGCUAGCUUCCGGAGCUUCGCUCGAGGAACUGCGAAAGGGAUGGCGCCGAAGGCGAGAAUUGCUAUUUACAAGGUGUGUUGGGAUUCGGGAUGCUUGUUAUCGGACGUCUGUAAGGCAAUGGAAGAAGCAAUAUCAGACGGUGUAGAUAUCAUCUCAAUAUCAUUAGGAUUAUCUUCUCCCUUGCCAUUCUAUCUCGACCUCUUUGCAAUUGCAUCGUUUCGAGCAUUCCAGAAAGGCAUAUUCAUCUCCGUUUCGGCGGGAAAUGAAGGUCCAUAUCAGGCCAGCAUGGCUAAUUCUCCUCCUUGGAUCAUGACCGUCGGUGCAGGAACGAUUGAUAGAGAUUUCCCAGCAACCAUCUCUCUCGGAAAUGGUAAUACCAUCCAUGGAGUAUCUCUAACUCCUCACGACGAACUCACUCGAUUACCUCACCCGCUUGUAAAAAUCUCUCCUCCUUUCUCUACCUUCUCUCCCCAAUCCAUGCAUGGGAGGAUCGUACUCUGCAUGGCUGUAGGACACGUACCGAGAAUUCCCAUCGGCGCUGCGAUGAAACGUGCCGGAGCGGUGGCCAUGAUCAUCAGUCAUGGAAAUCUAGACCCUAGAGGUGUAAUUACCGAAUCGCACGUGAUUCCAGCGAUUGUUGUAGGUGUUACCGAAGCGAAAUUCAUCGAUGACUAUAUCUCUUAUGGCAAAGAUCCAACGGCUGUUAUUGUAUCAGAUGGACUGGUUUCACCCCACAUCGAACCAGCACCGAUGGUUGUAUCGUUCUCUUCGAGAGGUCCUAACAUGGUGCUGCCAGAAAUUCUAAAGCCGGACUUAUUAGCGCCGGGGGUUAAUAUUCUCGGAGCAUGGACGGAUGUGAUUGCACCUCCAGAUGCAGCACUCGGCAUCCAACGGUUAGAAUUCAAUAUACUAUCUGGUACUUCUAUGGCAUGCCCACAUGUAUCAGGUGUGGCUGCACUGAUCAGAUCGGCCCACCAUGAAUGGAGCCCAAGUGAAAUCAAGUCAGCUCUAAUGACAACAGCUUCUCAGCACUGUAGCACCGCUCCGUUCCCGCCGAUCAUUGAUGAGUCUUCCGGUAAUGCUGCUAGUCCGUUCGAUAUUGGAGCAGGUCACCUGCAUCCAGUUAGAGCCGUCGAUCCGGGGCUUGUUUAUGAUGUGGGUCCCAAUGAUUUAGUGAAUUUUCUUUGUGGGUUGAAUUACACCGACGAGCAAAUGAAGAUAGUGACCGGAAAGAGGUUAUCGUGUGUGAAAGACGGCGUGGAUCGAGAGAUGAAUUAUCCAGCAUUCGUUGUGGUGAUGGAGGAGAUUGGGGUGGCUGGAGGUGUGUUUGAGAGGAGGUUGAAGAAGGUGAGUGAAGAUGAAGGGGUGGUGUAUUAUAGGGCUAAGGUGGUCGGGUUGGAAGGGUUUAGGGUUUGGGUGAAGCCCAGGAGGCUGAGGUUUUGUGGUGGGCCAGGGGAGAGUUUGGGUUUUAGAUUGGGUGUGGGGCUAGGGGAGAAAGGGAUGGACGGUGGAGAUGGGAUUGGGAGGAGUGGUUUGGCUUAUGGGGCAUUGAUAUGGAGGGAGGGAGGAGGAAAGCAUGUCGUUAGGAGUCCGAUUGUAGUUUUCUCAAAGAAACGUUUCAUGGGAUUUAAGAAAGUUUGA
Molecule: messenger RNA, 2373 nt
Organism: Magnolia sinica
Lineage: Eukaryota; Viridiplantae; Streptophyta; Magnoliopsida; Magnoliales; Magnoliaceae
Product: subtilisin-like protease SBT1.6
Exons: 1
Coding region: 1-2373 (790 amino acids)
Biological process (GO): proteolysis
Molecular function (GO): serine-type endopeptidase activity
Source: RefSeq, a predicted model, not a curated record